This is a messenger RNA of Funneliformis mosseae, 261 nucleotides long. The record is from the annotation of a GenBank genome assembly. Lineage: Eukaryota; Fungi; Glomeromycota; Glomeromycetes; Glomerales; Glomeraceae.
AUGUCAAGUCGUCAACCAGACGUUUCUUGGUAUGAAAAUUGUUUGAUAAGUUCGGUACGGUUUCCAAAAAGUUUCGUUACCGAAGCACUUGCAUUGCAGACUUCUCUAAGGUGUGUAAGGAUAAAUAGAAGCUCUCGUUCACCUCGUAUAAGACCAGAAAGCUUUGUAAGAAAAGUUAGCGAAAUACGACAUCAUUAUCGAAGGGAUUGGAAUAAAUUCAAAAAAGUAGAGUCGAUUUUAGAAAAGAUUAAUCACGAAUAA